CUGGACGUGUGUGUGUAAGAGAGAGAGAGAGAGAGAGAGAGAGACACACGGAAGAUACUAGAAAGGGACAGCGGAUAAAUGCGGACGCAAAUAUAAAUCCAGGUUGUCCGUAUGGACGGGUUUAGAGACAGCUAACCAGGGAGAGUGAUCUGUUGGUGAGCGGUAAAGGUUUAGACCUCAUCACUGUGAACAGCCAGUCUUCUUUAUCCAAGCAUAAGAGAUUACAGUCUAGAAAUCCACACAAGCAACAGAGCCAGUCAUGGGCACUCAUGAAUCUGAGGUGUACACGGUGGCGCCGGAGAUGCCGGCCAUGUUCGAUGGGAUGAAGCUGGCAGCCGUCGCCACCGUGCUUUAUAUCAUUGUCCGGUGCCUGAAUCUGAAAAGUCCCACAGCGCCCCCGGACAUCACGUACCAGGACACACCGCUCAGCCGCUUCCUGCUUAAAUCCUGCCCCCUUCUGACCAAAGAAUACAUUCCUCCGCUUUUGUGGGGAAAAAGUGGCCAUUUACAGACUGCUCUGUAUGGAAAGCUGGGCCGCGUGAGUUCACCACACCCAACUGGCCUGCGCAAGUAUCUGCCCAUGCAGGAUGGCGCCACGGCAACCUUUGAUCUCUUCGAACCUCUGGCGGAUCAUCAGAGCGGAGCGGACGUCACCAUGGUUAUCUGCCCGGGUAUCGGGAACCACAGCGAGAAGCACUACAUCCGCACCUUUGUGGAUUACUCGCAGAAGCAAGGCUACCGCUGCGCCGUUCUCAACCACCUCGGGGCCUUGCCCAACAUCGAGCUGACCUCACCCCGGAUGUUCACCUACGGCUGUACAUGGGAAUUUGCAGCCAUGGUGGGUUACAUAAAGAAGACCUACCCUCAGAGCCAGCUCAUCGUGGUGGGCUUCAGUCUCGGUGGCAACAUCGUCUGCAAGUUCCUGGGGGAGAACCAUGCCAAUCAGGAGCGUGUGCUGUGCUGCGUGAGCAUGUGCCAGGGCUACAGUGCACUGAGGGCCCAGGAGACCUUUCUGCAGUGGGACCAGUGCCGGCGCUUCUAUAACUUCCUCAUGGCUGACAACAUGAAGAAGAUAAUUCUGUCCCACAGGGACAGUCUGUUUGGAGGAGGCUCUCCUAAGAUGGUGGACGCAGAUCUGAGACGCCUUUACACUGCCACCUCUCUUAUGCAGAUCGAUGACAAUGUCAUGAGAAAAUUCCAUGGACACGAUUCCUUAAAAGAGUACUAUGAGAAGGAGAGCUGUGUGCACUACAUUCACAAUGUGAACGUUCCCCUCUUGUUGGUAAACUCCGCUGAUGACCCUCUCGUACACCAGUCUCUUCUCACCAUCCCGCGCACACUCGCAGAAAAGAAGGAGAAUGUGAUCUUCGCCCUGACGCUGCAUGGCGGCCACCUGGGCUUCUUCGAGGGGGCCGUUCUCUUUCCACAGCCUCUCACCUGGAUGGAUAAGGUCAUCGUGGGGUACGCCAAUGCCAUCUGCCAAUGGCAGAAGCAGAAGCCAGCAUGCCAAAGCCAGGAUGCCCAAGCCUCAGGGGGCACAUGCUUGAACACUACGUCCUAAUCUUUGACCUCUGCCCUCUGUCAAUUCAUGCCCAUUCACCACCAAACCACUCAGACUUUUCUGACUGAUCCCAUCUUAGACAUAAAAAAAAGCAUCUUUAUAACCGGUGGUAGAGAAAAUGUUUCAUAUUUCGGGGAUCGCUCACAUGUAUACGGGCACAUAGACGUUACAGAGGAUGACGUGGGCAGCGUUAUGCGUAUACCAUAUUUUCUGGACUUAAAGUUGCUCUGACUUAAUACAGUGACGCACAUAUAUAUUUUGCUUCAGGCUAAAUAUACAUACGUUUAUUUGUGUUUUUAUGGGAAGAAAACUUAGUUUAGCACCAACAUAACGGAAAUGAGCAUUUAAAAGCUUUCAGCUUCUUCAGUGUGUGGCGUUUUGGGGAAAACUCUUCACAUGGUGAAAUUUUGACCUUCCGUACUAUAUAUAGUUCUGAAAACUACAGACUUCCCUGAACUACACAUGCAUUUCAUUUUAAAAUCAGGUUACCCCAAAAUAGAAAAAUUGCAUUUAGUGAUCCAAUACAGUCUAUGGUGUAGGAACAUCAGACAUUUUGACAACCACUAUCUGAAUACAAAUUGAAUUGAAUAGGCUCAAGUCCAUUUUGCUAACUCUCACUUACCUAGCAAGAUUUAAGACGUCUUUCGAAAGACUUGGCUGUUUUUACCACAGCAUUUGUUAAACACACAGCGACAUCUGAAGGGCUUUGCCAGACCACCACACAUUUUAUGACUUCUUGAUAAGGAUGAUCUUACAGACAGGACCGAUUUAGCUAGAUUACACUGAUGGCGUCUCUAAAGUGCCAUUUUGGAGGCAGUAAAAACACAGACUCGCAUCUUACGCUCUGAAGCAACUUCUUGUCUGGAAAAUAUGGUACACGUCAUCGUAUAGUUUAAAUACGUCAAUAAAUGCACUCUCCCUGGCGUGUGUAAAAGAAGUUAGCUUGAAGCUGCUCGAGUGGAAAGACUUCAGCACAAACAGCUACUGUAGACCGACACCGCACUACCACACUGUAAAUAACACCGAGGGAACGGGCCGUUAUGCAGGCACUGUGUGCUUAUAGCGAGGGCAGGCGUGCUGCUGAUGCCUCUUCUGUGCUGUUAAACCUGCUCCAUGGUCUGUCGAUGUUUCGAAUAGACCCAGUCAGCACUUGUGUUAUUCAUUAUUAAACUGUAUUAUUCAUUCUGGUGGGAGAAAAAAGGACUCUUAACAUGAGUCUGCACAGUUUAAAGGCUCUUUUUCUUUUUUUUUUUUUAAAAAAAGCACUUUAUAUUAUUUUUGCUAUAAUAUUCAAUGGGUAGAGGAAUGUUGAGGUUGUAAGCAGAGACUAGAUCAUACAAUGCAAACAAACAAAAAAGAGGGAGAGAUGUCCAAACUCUUUAGCUCAAUGACUCUAUGAUCCCUCCUAUUCACCAAAGCCUGACAAUCAUCAGAAGCGUUCUGUCAGAUCUUGAAGCUUUGCUGUGAUGAUGUUAGGAAUGCAGGGGGGUUGGUUGGAGUUAAGAUCAGAGUAGGAGAUCCAGCAGGAGACCGUUCAUGUCCAUGAAAGCUGGCUCAUUGCAGACAUGCAUUUAAUUUUUCAUUUGUGCUUCAUGACCAGGUUUUUACCAUUGUGUUUUGUUGUGAUUUGUAAAGGGAACAAUCUGAACCUCAAGCAAAUUACUGAAAGGGUGACUUCUUGUUCCAGUUCUCUAGAGUAACUGUAUGUUCUUGAAUGGUUGGAAUAGAUUGGAAGCAGGAAAAAAAUCGCAUCUAGUUUAAAGCAAAGGUGGAGUGGGGGAGCAUUUCCAAUCUCAUCAUUUUUAAAGAAUUAGUUUAACUGAAAUUAAGAUUUGCACAAUUUUCCUUAAAUCCCAAAUGUAGACCAUGGUGUGUUUUAGUGUCUAAAGCUCACUUCAUUAGUUUUGUGAUGGAGCUAUGAUACUACUGUUGCUAACAAGUAAGCGAUGGGGGCUUCUGGCUAGCAGUACAACAUUGUGCAUGUCUAUUCCAUGUCGAGUGUUUCACAGCUCCAGGGUCUUCGGCGAUUCCCAGGGUCCAUGUUGUUGUGUUUUUUUUGUUUUUUCUUCUCCAGUUUCCUCCCAUAAACAAUUUGGUUACUCUAAAUUGCCCCUAGGUGUGAAUGAGUCUGUGAAUGCGAGAGCUCGUGUCCGUGUCUACGUCCAUGUCCCCACCGGAUCCACCAUGACCCUGACCAGAAUAAAAAUAUCCAAAUCCUCAGACACUUACCUUAAAAGAUCAUUUGGCUAAAGUACCUGUUUAAGUUUACUUUAUUGUACUUUAAGUUUCCAAUUUAAUUUGAACUGUUAUCAUCUCAUGCUUGCAUAGAAAGAAUCCUACCUUUGUGCUGAGGAAGAAAAGUGAAGAGAAUUAUAUCUGCUGCUUUUAGCUCUGCGGUAGACAGCGCAUAACCACGUCUGUCUGAGAUACCAAACAACUCGACAUGGUUUCAGUCCUGCUUGCACAAUGAGAAACUGCUAGCUGUAAGUUUCCAUUAGUUGUCAGUGAUUAUAUUUAUCGAGUGCAAUUGGAUGUUGGAUAUUACUGGAGAUUGAUGUUUGAGAAAACAGUGUCAUUUUGUGAUUACUCUCGGGCUUGUAUUUCUCCCUCUCUGUGUCAGGCUUGUAGUUAGGAUGAGAGGAGUGGUCCAUUGUUCUGAUAGAGGGUUAGUUCUCCAGUCAGUAGAGCACAGACACCACCUGCUGGUCUUCUGGUGUGUGGUGGUUUGUUUUUUUGCCUUGGUGAAUCUCCAUAUACACCAAAAGUCCUGUGUUUUCUAGUAUUAAUAUGUGGUUUGGACGUUCUGCUCAAAUCUCAUGCAGUAUACACUGUUUAUUCAUCUGAAGAAAAAAAAUGCUUCUGAUCACUCUUCUCUCAGAUCUUAUAUUAGGAGGAUCUUGGUCAGGGUUAAUCAGUUUGUUCAUUCAGUAUUGAAGUACACCAAGAGAUCUGAGCUAUCAGAGAACACCAGCAUCACUCUAGUCACCAUCAAAUGAUGCACAGCCUUCUGCCUUUCUGAAUGUUUCUGAGCUCUUUUUUUGCACAAGAAAUGCAGGCUUUAGAUUUAGACACUUUUUUGAUUUUCAGUGUAUUAUAUUUGUCUCUUUUGCUGUUGGUUAUUUGUUCGUUUGUUUUGGAAUUUGAUGUACAUGAAUGACCGUUGGUGUGUGUUGAUCAUCAGCACGUUCGAUGCUGAAAACCAAAACCGGGGGGUGUGUAAAGAAACACGGCGAACAUAGAUUCUGUAGUUUAUGUAACAGUGUUUUAUUUUCAUCAGCAAUAAUGUCUGAGGUUUGUUUUUUCUGUCAUGCCAAACUGAGCGGCCUAGUCCAGAAAACUAAGAAGCGUGUCAAAUUCGGAGUGUAAAAUAACAUUCCUGCUGUUUUCAGCAAUCAUUAAUAGCAUCGGAAGAGCGUUUGUUGUUUUAAUAUUUGAUCAUAUUUAUCAAUCCACUUGCAUCCCCACUGACCCACUGACUAUUCGCUACACUUUCAGUGCAAGAUCAUUUCCUGACUUUAUGCAGUAAAAUUUGAUUACUAGAUUUAUACAGCUGAUAACAAUGUGUUCACAGUGCCGUGUGUUUGAUGGGUUGUUUGUACCCAUGACUAUACCAUAUUCCACCUUCAUUGACCAUAACACUUCAACCUAGUUGUGUGUGGGUGUGUUUUUUAUUAUUACUAUUUUUUUUAAACAUUUUUUUUUUGCGGGGGGACAACAGUGUGUGAUUGAAUAAUUGGAUUAAAUAUAGUUCAUGUGUUUAAAAUAAAUUAUUUUCUUGUAUAAAUA
Molecule: messenger RNA, 5347 nt
Organism: Ictalurus punctatus (channel catfish)
Lineage: Eukaryota; Metazoa; Chordata; Actinopteri; Siluriformes; Ictaluridae
Gene: abhd2a
Product: abhydrolase domain containing 2, acylglycerol lipase a
Exons: 11
Coding region: 260-1561 (433 amino acids)
Biological process (GO): steroid hormone receptor signaling pathway; sperm capacitation; acylglycerol catabolic process
Cellular component (GO): sperm plasma membrane; sperm flagellum
Molecular function (GO): monoacylglycerol lipase activity; acetylesterase activity
Source: RefSeq, a predicted model, not a curated record